Messenger RNA from Arabidopsis thaliana (thale cress), 1457 nucleotides. RefSeq lists its product as uncharacterized. Lineage: Eukaryota; Viridiplantae; Streptophyta; Magnoliopsida; Brassicales; Brassicaceae. The coding region runs from base 442 to 1401 and encodes 319 amino acids. The transcript is spliced from 5 exons. The record is from RefSeq and is marked reviewed.
GCCGGAGAACCGAGGAGAGAAAAAACCCCGGCGAAAAUGGGAAUUUGAAUUCGUCUUCUGUUGAUCAUCGCUUCACUUCUGCUUCCAGAGCUUUUACUCAGAAGAAGCUCGAUGAUCUCAAAUCUCUCUUUGUUUCCCUCGCUUCCAAGUCUCACAGCAAUGACCAAUACGUCUCGUACCCUGUUUUCCAGGUCUGAUUUAGAGUCGUUCCUGGAUAUCAAGUCCUGCAUCUGCUAUAUGAAGAUAGUGUGAGUUGAGAUAGGCUACUAUUAAAGAAGGAAUACGCUUGGCAUAUUGGAGGAGCUCUUCCUCACCACGAGCUUGUAGAGUGGAAGCUGUUGUAUCACAGUUCCUUACACGGUCAAAGCUUCAACACAUUUCUCGGACACACAUCGUGAGUGUUUCUCAACUGUAAGAAUUGAUUUCAGAGUUUGUUUGAUCAUGGAACGAUGGUCCGGCGUUUUGAAGAUUCCGUUGGAUGCUACUACUAGCAACUACUACAGGGUUGCAGCAUCUCUUUGCCUUUCUUCUUCCAAAACUCUAACUGUGCCUUCUGCAAAUGCAAUAUUCUUUCAUGGUGACAAAGUUCAAGACACUGGGAAUCAUGUGAUUGAGAGGCUCUAUGAUCUGCAGAAAGUAGCUGAAAUCAUUGUUUCUAAAUUUGGCAACUCUGUUAAUGCUUGGGUUGUUGAAGCUUCUGUCUUUAAUGGACCAUUUGCUAUCUACAAAGACUUUGUUCCAUCAGUGAAUCACAUGGGAGCACCAAAAUCUUAUUCCCCAGUUGGCUUCCCAGCUUCUUCAUCAAUUGUCUCCCUCUUAUCUAGUUGCCUCCAUGAGGUAUUGAAGGAAGGCACUGAUGUGUGUUUGAUAGACCAGAUUGCAUCAGUUCAUCACUGUCCCAAAACUAUUGUGCUUGGAUUUAGCAAGGGUGGAGUUGUGAUGAACCAGCUCAUGAGUGAGAUCAGUUCCUUGGAUACCAACUUUGCGAAAACUUCAUCUGCAAUGGUAGAAGAAUCUACCAGCCAGCAUGAAAAGAUUCAGAUCAUUCCAGCCUCCAAAGAAAGCUUCCUCAACAGCAUUUCUGAAGUUCAUUAUAUAGAUGUAGGACUGAACUCUUCUGGUGCCUACAUUACUGAUCACAAUGUCGUGCAGAGAAUCUCCCAACGCCUUGCACGAGGUGCAGACUCGCUACGCAUUGUCAUUCAUGGAACUCCUAGGCAGUGGUGUGAUGAGCUGCGAGGCUGGAUUCGCAAGGAAAAAGAUGAGUUGGUUCGUUUGCUCAAAGCUGAAACUGAGAAUUCCGGUGGGAAACUACAGGUCUGUGAAAGGUUCUAUUUUUCUGAUAGACUUGCUGAUUUGCAAAUGCACUUUGAGAUAAUUGAUGCUAUGGAUGUCUCCUAACCAUUCGCAUGAUAAAAGACACAUAAUAAUACAUUGCAAAAUGAUAGCAACUUAAA